Molecule: messenger RNA, 1428 nt
Organism: Drosophila santomea
Lineage: Eukaryota; Metazoa; Arthropoda; Insecta; Diptera; Drosophilidae
Gene: Ssl2
Product: adipocyte plasma membrane-associated protein
Exons: 4
Coding region: 130-1374 (414 amino acids)
Biological process (GO): biosynthetic process
Molecular function (GO): strictosidine synthase activity
Source: RefSeq, a predicted model, not a curated record
UCAGGGUACAUAAAGGUUUAGAGUUGCCUUGGAUUAAUGUAUCGUCCAUGCGAAAUCAAACUUUAUGCCAUUAUCUUGACAGUUGAACUUUGUUACCGCAGUCAAUAACAAUUCCCCGUGUAGUUAGCCAUGGGUUUACUUGGCGCAUUACUUAAAACUAGCCUGUUUUUGGUGAUAUUCCUAGGGGUCUUGUUCCUGCUACCGGGAUUGCCUCCCAACACCACUUUCCCAUUCAAAGAGUAUUUUAUAAAGCCAGCUAGAGAACUGAAUGGAACGCUGGAGCUAAACAGUCACUUAAAUGGCGCCCGACAGUUGUGGAAAGACCAAAUAUUUGGACCAGAGUGCCUCAUAGUUCUCGAUGACAAGAUAUACACGGGAAUUCACAGCGGAGAGAUUAUUCGACUGAAUAAUGAGGAGUCUGUUCAACCAAUCACUAAGAUAGGCCAACCUUGUGAUUAUAUAUUUGACGACGAGUUGUGCGGCUAUCCAGUGGGCUUAGCCCUGGACACCCAGGGAAACAAUCUUAUUGUAUCCGAUGCAUACUAUGGCAUAUGGCAAGUCGACUUGGAAACAAGGAAAAAGACUGUGUUGGUGCCUGCGGAGCAGAUCCUUCCUGGCAAGGGGACGAACCGUCGGGCUAAGCUGUUCAAUUCCCUGGCAGUUAGCCGGCGGGGUGACAUAUUCUGGACGGAUUCAUUUUCAGAUGACUUUGUCCUGGCUGCGUUCGCAAACCCGUCGGGUCGACUUUUCAAAUACGAUCGCAUAAAGAAGACAAACGAGGUACUGAUGGACGAGUUGUCCUUUGCCAACGGCUUGACCUUAAGUCCCAGUGAGGAUUUCAUUAUCCUUGCCGAAACAACGGCCAUGCGGCUAAGAAAAUACUAUCUCAAAGGAUCACGAGCCGGUCAAAGCGAAGUGUUUGUGGAGGGUUUGCCUGGAUGGCCGGAUAAUCUCACUGCCGAUGAGGAGGGAAUCUGGGUGCCUCUGUCCGUGGCUUCAGAUCGUGAGAAUCCCAAUUUGUUCGCCGUGCUGGCGCCCUAUCCGAGAUUAAGAUCGUUCUUGGCACGUUUGGUGGCUCUAAUGCGGCUUCCCCUUCGAAUGUUAAACCAUAUUUAUCCCAAUGACAUGGCGGCUCGCCUUUUCCACUCCUUUAACGAUAUGGUCAUCAGGAACGCUCCCAAGCGCAACACUGUGGUGCGUGUGGAUUGGAAUGGAAAUGUUGUGAAAUCUCUGCAUGGGUUUGACGGUUCAGCCUCAGGCAUAUCCCACGUGCUCGAAUUUAAGGGUCAUCUAUAUUUGGGAUCGCCUUUCAAUCACUAUAUUUCCAAAGUCAAAUUGCCCGACGAUGUGGUGAAGUCUGUAAAAGGAGAUUAAAAGGAUCAGUUGUCAUUAUGAUGGAUUAAAUGCCCUUUUUAAUAUUUCAAUUUA